UGUAAGCCUCGGCUGACCUGAGCUUACCCCACGUCCGAAGGCCCCGGGAAAUGCCACCCCAGACUUGUGACAGACGCUCCGGCUUCCUACUUAAGCAGUGCGGAAUUGCUCCUUAGCAUAGUCAGUAAUUUUCGCCCUUUUGCACUGUAGAGCACCAUGGAGUCGUCGGGUGCGGACAAGGGCUUCUUUCAAAAGCCGCCGGUUCUGGAGAAUCAGGUCUACGACGAUGCAACAUUCCAGAGAUGCUUCAAACUCUUCCUCCCUGGCAACGUUGCCCGGAAAGUCGAGGCGGAAGUUGCUGAACUAGGAAAUGAGGUCCUCUCCGACAAGGUUUUCGCCUGGGUCACUGACGCCGAACACAACAAGCCGUAUCUCAAAGGGUCGGGCCGUGACGCAUUCGGACAGUGGAGGGGUGACCUCGUCACCGGUGAGGGUUGGCGAGGGCUUCAGGACUUUGGUCUAGCCCACGGAAUCGUGGCAGCUGGUUACGACACGCCAUACGGUUCAUUCUCCCGGCCGUAUCAAUUCCUUCGCAUACAGCUCUGGACGGCAUCGUGUGCGAAUGUCACCUGUCCAUCGGCGAUGCAGGAUGGCGCUGCACGUCUUCUGCAGACCCAUCUCAGCACUCCAGCCCUCGCCUCGAAGCUCUCGGCCGAGGAGAAGAAGGUCUUUGAAAACGCCUUUCAACACCUGAUUUCUCGAGAUCCCAGCAAUGCUUGGACGAGCGGACAGUGGAUGACUGAGCGCACCGGUGGAAGCGACGUUUCGUUGACCGAGACGACCGCGGUGUAUCAACCAACUACGGAUGUGCAGCUUGCCUCUAAACAAGAGGGCAUUCCUCUUGGACCUUGGAGCAUCAAUGGAUUCAAAUGGUUCUCCUCGGCAACCGAUUCUCGAAUGACUGUCCUCCUCGCCCGCACCCAAAAGGGUGGGCUAUCGACGUUUGUGGCGCCGAUGCGAAAACACGAUCCGCUUGCCACUACGUCAACCGGUAUUCCGAAGCCCGACGGCGAGGCACUGAACGGCGUGCGCAUCCAAAGACUGAAGAACAAGUCAGGCACGCAAUCACUUCCGACAGCUGAGCUGGUCCUCGAGGACAUGCGCGGCUGGCUCAUCGGCCAGGAAGGGCGCGGCAUCCAGGAAGUCAGCACCAUCCUAAACCUGACUAGAAUCCAUUCUACGGUUGCAGCGACGAGUUAUGUUGGCCGGGGUCUUGGAAUCGCCCGAGCAUAUGCCCGUGUUCGGGAGAUUGGCGCUGGCAAGGGUGCCAGGAUGAAGUUGACUGAAAGCUCGCUGCAUAUGAGAACUUUGGCCAAGAUGACCGCGGAGUACCGAGGCCUCAUGCUGCUCACAAUCUUUGCGUCCUACGUCCUCGGCCUAUCCGAACAUCCUGAGUCUUCUGGCUCAGACAUGUCCGAAGCGCUCAAAGCCGUGUCGCCACAGUUGAAACAUGCUGGACCCCUUCUCAGGGUUCUCACACAGCUGGCAAAGGCCUACGUCUGUAAGCCCGCUGUCUCACUCCUGUUUUCCUGCAUGGAGUCCUUGGGCGGCGUCGGCUACCUCCUCAACGAUGAGCAGGAGUACCUAAACAUUGCUCGGCUCCACCGAGAUUGCGCCGUUCUGCCCAUCUGGGAGGGCACAACCGAUGUGCUCAGUACGGACUUUAUCCGGGCGCUGAAGCACCCCAAGGGCGGCGGGGAUUCGCUUGACGCACUCGGCGACUUCAUCAAAACCGCCUUUGAGUUUCAAGGUAAAGUAGUGAAGCCUAGUAGCUGGAACCCCGUGAAAGAAUGGGAGCUCUUGAAAAGCCGCAUCGUCCAGGAGUCAGCAGGAGAGCUGAUGGGUGACGCGAGAGAGAUCCUCUGCACUGUGGGUGAUUUGUUGGUCUCGGUACUUCUAUACGUUGAUGCCAGCAGUGAUGGAGAUGCUGUCUCUCAAGACAUCUUCUACCGUUUCUUGGAAGGCAAGGGCGUGGUUGAGAAAAGAGCAAAGGUCUCAGUGAGUGACGAACUUGCUCGGGAUAUUGCCGUUGUGUACGGAGGUCCUCCAACUGAAAUAUCGUCAAAGCUUUGAGCCGAGGUAUCAGCGAGAUAAAAGAUGAUGCAG
Messenger RNA from Ilyonectria robusta, 2106 nucleotides. RefSeq names its product acyl-CoA dehydrogenase/oxidase. Gene Ontology annotation, molecular function: oxidoreductase activity, acting on the CH-CH group of donors. Lineage: Eukaryota; Fungi; Ascomycota; Sordariomycetes; Hypocreales; Nectriaceae. The coding region runs from base 157 to 2073 and encodes 638 amino acids. The record is from RefSeq and is a predicted model, not a curated record. The transcript is spliced from 3 exons.